This is a messenger RNA of Rhinocladiella mackenziei CBS 650.93, 861 nucleotides long. RefSeq lists its product as uncharacterized. The record is from RefSeq and is a predicted model, not a curated record. The transcript has a single exon. Bases 1 to 861 code for a protein of 286 amino acids. Lineage: Eukaryota; Fungi; Ascomycota; Eurotiomycetes; Chaetothyriales; Herpotrichiellaceae.
AUGUCGAACCUCACUCAUGCAAAGAUCGUCCCUCGUCCCUCUAAAACCAGAGGUGCAGCCAACCAUGGCUGGCUCGACACUAAACAUACCUUCUCCUUCGCAGGAUGGUAUGAUCCUCGAUACACUCAGUUCGGAUCCCUCCGUGUCUUGAACGAAGAUCGAGUCAUGCCUGGUGAAGGUUUUCCCACUCAUUUCCACCAAAACGCCGAAAUUUUCUCCUACGUUCUCUCUGGCGAAUUGACCCAUCGAGAUUCAAUGCAAAAGAAGGGAGCAGAAAGCGACGACAAGAACCAAUUUUACCGAUUACACCGCAAUGAUGUUCAGUUCACCACCGGAGGAAGAGGUAUCUCCCACAGCGAGUACAAUGAACACAAGAAUGACUGGGUGCAUUUCCUCCAAAUCUGGGCUCUGCCAUGGAAGAGGAACUUGCCACCCACUUACCAUACCAACACAUUUUCCGAAGAGGAUAAACGAAAGGACUUUGUGACCAUCAUCACCCCAUUGAAGGCGGGUCCAAAUGCAACCUUGGAAGAGGAAAAGGCUGCAGUGCCAACCCAAGAGGGCACUAUCCCUAUCCAUGCCGACCUCGUUUUCAGUGCAGGCAUCAUCCCUCAAGGAGGUGCCUUCAACUACAAAGUCGGUGGCGGAGACGCUGUAACAUCCAAAACUGAUCGCAAAGUAUACAUCCACUUGCCAGAAACGAAAGGGGGAAAAGCCAAAAUCAGGCUGGACGGACGAGAAGAUGCAAUAUUAAAGGAGGGAGACGGUGCAUAUGUGACUCACGUCAAUGCCAAUGAUAUGCUUAAGGUUGAAAGUGUGGGUGAAGCCGAGGCCGAAGUAGUGGUGAUUGACUCAGAGUAA